Messenger RNA from Cladocopium goreaui, 2736 nucleotides. NCBI's taxonomy places the organism in Eukaryota, Dinophyceae, Suessiales, Symbiodiniaceae. The record is from the annotation of a GenBank genome assembly.
AUGUCCAUCUUGGAUGAAACGACUGGCUCUGUGUCAUUGCCUCAACCUGAACUUGGCCAUUGGAUCAUGUGGCUGUGCUUUCUUCCCAUUGUGAUCUUGGUACUACGUGCAGGUAGCAUCCGCGCUGUGGCACACCAAGAUCCAGCACUGAGGUACGGUCUUUUAUUGUUGUGGCCUUUCUUGAUGUUUCUGGGCACGUAUCUCUUUGGACACCUGCUGUACCCUCGCAGGUUUUGGAUCGAUCAGGUCUGUGUCCAUCCAUCCGAUCCGGAGGUGAAGGCAAGAACCCUCGAGGCUAUUCCCGCCUUCGUAGCUCAGUCAAAACAGAUGCUGGUGAUUUGGGAUGACACUUACUGGCAAAGACUCUGGUGCAAUUAUGAGGUCGCUGUUUAUGUGAAAGCUUCUUCAGCACGGCCCAUACGCUUUGUGCCAGUCUGGAUGCCCUUGUGGGUCUUGUCGAGCUUCACUUUUUUCACUUUGAUGUGCUUCUUGAGUGUUGGAGGAACUCAGUCUUACCAACUGGAUUUGGAUUCAACGCUUUCAUUCAUGGUCUCUUACAUGAUGAAUGACGUGCCCGUGGAUGUGGUUUCGGCUGGAAUCUGUGCUUUGCCUUGUUUCUGGCUGGGCGUGCGGAAAGUGCAGAAACAUGAGUUGAUGCUGAACCAGAUGAAGCACUUCGACAUUCGAAGUACUGAGUGCACAGUGGAAAGUGACCGCAUAGUCAUCCAGCAACAAAUUGUGAACCUUUUUGAUGAAGCCUUGGAGCCUCCGGUUCAAGUCCCUUUUGGAACUGUUCCAGAUAUGCCAGAUGCUCCUUUGGUGUCUCCGGAAGUGCUUUGGGACAUCCGUGAUAUCACUAGCUACCCGACUCGUGAUGAAAUCCUGGACCACUUCAAUGCAUAUGUGAGGGGGCCAUUGCGUGAAAGCGUUGAGGCAUCCAUAGGAAAAGAGGAUUAUCUCCCCCUCAACUCUUGCAUCGCGGCUAACUUGCCAAUGAUUUUGGGUGGCUUUACGAUUGCCCUUGGAUGUAAUGGCCGUGCGGAUUGUGAGCUGUCAGCCUCGUACUUGGGGUAUGCUUCGGUCACGGAGUACAUGCUUGGCAAUCUGUUUGUAUGUGGAGUACAGAUUCCCUUGACAUGGAUCCUCAUCUUUCCGCUGGUGCUGCGAACCACUGGCCUGGUAACGCGAGCCAUGUCAACUGGAAUUUGGCAGACACUCGCGGGUGAUUCCCACAGCCGUUCCGAACGACGUGAGAAGAGGGGGCUUCAGAGCAAAUCCCUUAAGCCACGGCAGGAAGUCGCGAAGGUCACCGCUCGAAGCGCCGAAGAAAGGACUCGGACGACUCCUCUGACAGGAAGAGGAAAAAGAAGCGACACUAGUCGCCAGGAUGCCGAAGCUAACAGCUCCCCUUCCAGAUCACCGCAGCCGGUGAACGAGGUGAAGUUCGAUCACCGUCGCACUGCGGGUGAGGUACGACGAUGCAAAAAGGGGAAGCGCACGGACAUUAAACCACAUGAGUGGGACAAGUUUGGCUACUUUGCCAAGGAAGAGGUGUUACAAAGACCCAUCGUCUACGAAGGAUCGACGGUGCCUAUCCCCAGAGUAAAGGCCAGCGAGAUGACGCCGGAGCGCUUCUUCAAGGAGGUGGCGUGCCAAGCACAGCCCAUCAUCAUCGAGGAGUGCUGCUCCCACUGGCCCGCAAUGGAACGCUGGUCCAUUGACGCUUUGGAAGAGAGAUUCCGACAUGUUCCCUUCAAGGUUGCGAAAGAUGACAACGGCAAGAAACUGCGCAUGAAGUUCAAGUAUUUUGCCGACUACGUCCGCCAUCAACGGGAUGAUAACCCGCUCUAUUUGUUCGAAACGGACAUGGACGACAAUGCGCACAUCAGGCCAUUGAUGGAUGAUUACGAGGUGCCGCAGUACUUUCCGCACGACUGGUUCUCCUUGGUGAACACCGAUGCGAGGCCGCCUUUUCGAUGGUUCUGCAUCGGCCCGAAACGCUCUGGGACCACGGUGCACACGGACCCAUUAGGCACUGCAGCCUGGAAUGCGGUGACGCAUGGCCUGAAGCGAUGGGUCCUGAUGGAACCGCAUGAAACCAAGAAACGCGUGAAAGGAAAAGAGUUCCUGCAGAAGGGCGAAGAUGAUGAGGCCAUCAUGUACUUCGACUACAUUCUGCCGCGGAUCAAACAAGCCUAUCCAGACCUAAAGAUCUACGAAGGUUUGCAGAAACCUGGCGAGGUGAUCUUCGUGCCGGGCGAUUGGUGGCAUGGCGUGUUGAACUUGGAGGACACUGUGGCAGUGACGCAAAACUACUGUGGUCCUGACAAUUUCGAUUUGGUUUGGACCAAGACGCGACGCGAGCGUGAAAAGAUUGCGUGGCUCUGGCUGCGCAACAUGAGGAGAUAUUCACCCUUAUACCAAAGGGCUAUGGAAUUGAACAAGCGAGACAACUUCAAGAUGAGGCAUGAACGCCCCGCCGGCGAACGGUUGUCAGAUGCCAGUUCCAGCAGCAGCGAAUCCUCCAGCGACUCCUCCAGCGACGAAGCUGUGGAUUUGGAUCCCGUGGGGCUUGAGGCAGCCGUGCCUGAUGCCUUCAAAACGUUGGGUGCCGUGGGUUUUAAGCAUCAGGGCUCGCCAGUCAGGGAGAUGGUCACGGCUGCGCGCAACUCGAUGGUCCCGGGCGAAGGAGCGGCGGCAGUUCAUAAGCGCCGGCGACUUGUAGAGGAGAUUUGA